UAAUAAAGUUUAUUCAAACAAACACCGUGACGUCACGAUAAACAAUGGCAGCCACUGGCACAGCUGUAACGGUUCUCACUCCAAAUGGGAGAAGACAGACAGUUAAAGUGUCAGCUAACACACCUUUAUUACAGGUGCUGGAAGAUGUCUGCAAGAAACAUGGAUUUAACCCGGACGAUCACGGUUUAAAGUUUCAGAGAACUACUGUUGACCUCUCGCUGCCAUGGAGGUUCGCUAACCUGCCAAACAACGCUAAACUAGAAAUAGUGACGAGCACGAGGAAACAGGCCGCGGCUGAGAGCCAGGUGCGGAUUGCUCUUCAGAUGGAGGACGGCUCCCGGCUCCAGGACUCCUUCUCGUGUGGACAGACUCUGUGGGACCUACUCUCCCAUUUUCCCCAAAUCAGAGUGUCCGAGCUUUCGGAGUCAGGAUCCACCCCCACGUGUGUUUACAUGAGAGAUGAGGUGAGUGGGGAAGAAGCAUUGAAGAAGGCCUCUCUGAAGUCUCUGGGUCUCACAGGAGGAAACGCCAUCAUCAGGUUUUUAUUCAAAAAGAACAAACUGGAAGGAGAUGAAGAUGGCAUGGAUGCCACUAAAGCAACUGCAAUGCCAAUCAAACCCGCUGCAAAGAAAACCACACCAAGCCCUGAUGCUGCUCCGACACAUCCAGAGACAUCAACAGCUAAGGUGCCAACGAAGGCUUCAAUCCCAGACAGACCAAUGGAAACUCAACCUGUGCCAACUCCUGCCGCUGCAACAAGCACACUCCCUGUUCAACAGGAAGUUGUUAAAAACUCCCAGAAUGCAGUGCGGCCAAAGGUUCCUGCUGCUGACAGAGAAGUGUCACAGGAGGACGGCGAGAAAGCAGGGCCAUCAGGACUGGACUCUCACCCGUCUGCUUCCGCUUCUUCUUCUUCUUCCUCCGCCUUUAUCGCUCCCUCGGAUCCUUUCAUUCCCUUCUCUGGUGGCGGUCAGCGCCUCGGGGGUCCAGGAGGAGGGGCAGGGGGGCGCUCUUUAUCUUCAUCAUCAUCAUUUUCAUCUCUGGCUGCUGCUGUAGAGUCACCCAAAGCAAAGAAAGCCAAACCCAGCCAAGGCUCAGGUGCCAAGAGUUCGAGCAACUUAAGCCAUCCAGAUGAGGACAUGGAUCAGGGGGAGCAGUUCUUAGAGCCGGUGGAGCGGGAGCCUCUCAUCUACCACCCGGACUCCAUGUCCUGCCGCUCUGAGGACAACCAGGAUCUGCCGGACGAGUUCUUCGAGGUGACGGUGGAUGACAUACGCAAGCGCUUCGCCCAGCUGAAGAGUGAGAGGAAGACGCUGGAGGAGGCUCCACUGAUGACUAAAUCUCUGAGAGAGACGCAGAUGAAGGAGAAGAUGGAGAGAUAUCCCAAAGUGGUCCUGAGGGUCCAGUUUCCAGACAGACAUGUUCUACAAGGCUUCUUCAGGCCCCUGGAGACAGUUGGUGCUGUGAGGCAGUUUGUGAGGACUCACCUGGAGGAUCCUCAGCUCAGUUUCUACCUGUUCAUCACGCCACCAAAAACCAUCCUGAACGACUCCUCGGCUACACUGUUUCAGGCCGACUUGUUUCCUGGAGCUCUGGUGUACUUCGGCUCAGACGUCAGGACAGACUUCUACAUAAAGAGGGAGCUGCUGCAGUCCUCAGUCUCAACCGUACAAGCUAACCAGUCCAUUGCGAGCUGCAUGCUCCGGUCCCCUUCACCCGUCACCAGCUCUGCAGGCCGAGAAGAUCCGCCGCAUCCCUCAGAGCCGAGACCCGACACCUGCGGGUCCACACAGAACGAGCCGGACCCGUCUGCACAAACCCCGGCUGCUAAACCAGCAAGGUCCGACCCGGGCAAGGUGCCAAAGUGGCUCAAGCUUCCAGGUAAAAAAUAAAGCUGCUGCUGCUGCGGAGUGUUGAUGGAAGGACUUGACACGACAGACGUCUAACAAGCUGCUCUCAGACUGAGUGAAGCACUUAAACCUUUGCUGCGCUUUGAUAAAGGCUCAGAUUUGUAACUGCAGCAGACCCGAUCUGUCUGUGGAGCAGCCUGCACUUCAAUAGUUCUUAAGACGGUCACAGUAAUGAGAUAAACGAGUGAGUAGUGAAUUCUUCAUUGCCAAGAAGAUUGUUGUGUUUCAUUCCGGUAGGAGGAGAGAGUGCUGAAAAGGCUUGUAAAGCUCAUUGAGCAGCUUUAACUGUAGUGAGAAUUGAAUAAAGAACAUUGUACAAAAAAUG
Messenger RNA from Notolabrus celidotus (New Zealand spotty), 2235 nucleotides. RefSeq names its product ASPSCR1 tether for SLC2A4, UBX domain containing (gene aspscr1). Gene Ontology annotation, biological process: signal transduction. The record is from RefSeq and is a predicted model, not a curated record. Gene Ontology annotation, molecular function: protein binding. NCBI's taxonomy places the organism in Eukaryota, Metazoa, Chordata, Actinopteri, Labriformes, Labridae. The coding region runs from base 45 to 1892 and encodes 615 amino acids. The transcript is spliced from 17 exons.